AUGACCCAAAAAUCCUCGAAGUUACCUUCGAUAGUCUACUCUCCUUCUCUGAGCAUACAACUGCAAUUGCCAACAGAGGCACAGAGCCGCAACAAGGUCUUCAAGUCGCUAGCCGGCAGCCUCUGGGUCAAAGACGACAUUGUCGGCAACUUCUUAUUUGGCGCUGCAACCGUGAAACAUUGCAUUGCUAUAGCUAAAGGAGAUAUUGAUAGCGCAACUCAAAUUUUGUUACAUCGUCAAGAGACUGGCCAAAGUCUAACCGACAAGUCUAUUUCUAUUUCUGGACGAAAAAGUAUCGUUGUGGACGACGCAGAGCUCAAAAAUCGUAUUAUUGAGAGAUACUCAUACGUAGACAAAAACGCAACUCAGCGGGAAUACAAGCCGAUGGUACCAAAAUUCGAGCCGAAAAAAUUGGUUCGCUAUCGGGAUAAUAAGAUUGUUUCUUUAAAGGGCGAGCGUUACACUGAAAUCAAGCGCGACGAGGAAGCUGAGUUAAAAAAACCAAAAAAGCAACUUCAACCGUAA
This is a messenger RNA of Rhagoletis pomonella (apple maggot), 525 nucleotides long. RefSeq names its product CUE domain-containing protein 2-A-like. NCBI's taxonomy places the organism in Eukaryota, Metazoa, Arthropoda, Insecta, Diptera, Tephritidae. The record is from RefSeq and is a predicted model, not a curated record. The transcript has 3 exons. Bases 1 to 525 code for a protein of 174 amino acids.